Molecule: messenger RNA, 1077 nt
Organism: Oldenlandia corymbosa var. corymbosa
Lineage: Eukaryota; Viridiplantae; Streptophyta; Magnoliopsida; Gentianales; Rubiaceae
Source: the annotation of a GenBank genome assembly
AUGGCGAAAGUUUCAACUGAUGUUCCAGCAGAAAUACUACUUGCAAAACGAGUCCAGGAAAUGGUCAUGAAUGAUGAAGAACCAGCAGCACAAUACAAGUGUAGAACAGAUAAAGAUGAUGCUGAAGAUGAUAACGAUGAUCCCAUCUCUUCAUCUCCAAUCCCAAUCAUUGAUCUAAGCUUUUUGUCAUGUUCAGAAGCAGGUGAAGUAGCAACCGAGCAAGAAUUGGUGAAACUAAAAGCAGCUCUUUCUUCAUGGGGAUGCUUUCAGGCUGUAGGUCAUGGUAUUUCAAAUAUUCUCCUGAAUGAAGUACAGAGAGUUGCUAGAGAAUUCUUCGGGCAGCCAAUGGAAGAAAAGCAGAAAUAUGGGAAAACAGUAGUGGAUUUUGAAGGUUAUGGAGCUGAUCCAGUCCCGGAAGAAGGACAAUCCCUGGAUUGGUCCGACCGUCUUUUUCUCAGCGUAAAACCUGAAGAUCAAAGAAACUACAAGCUUUGGCCGACAGAUCCUGAGUCUUUCAGAGCUAUCUUGGAGGAAUAUACAAAGGAAAUUGAAAAGGUAACAGGGAUGGUCUCUAGGGCCAUGGCCAAAUCUCUGGAUCUGGAUGAGAAUUGCUUCCUGAGACAGUUUGGAGAAAGAUCACAAUUGCAGGCAAGAUUUAACUACUACUUACCAUGCAAAAGGCCAGAUCUGGUUCUUGGAUUAAAACCCCAUGCAGAUGGAACAGGAUAUACCAUAAUCAUGCAAGAUGAAGUUGGCCUUCAAAUUCGCAAGGAUGACAAAUGGUUCAAAGUUCCUAAAAAUCCAGGCGCCAUCCUUGUUCUUAUGGGUGACCAGAUGCAGAUAAUGAGCAAUGGGAUAUUCAAGAGUCCUGUACACAGGGUACUGAGCAACGCAAAAAGGGACAGGAUUUCGGUGGCUAUGUUCUAUACUCCUGAGGUAGGGAAAGAGAUUGGACCAGAAGAUGGCUUAAUAACUGAGGAAUCCCCAGCGUUGUACAGGAAGGUAAAGGAUUAUGCAGAUGUUCACAUUGGUUAUUACAAUAAGGGGCUCAGAUCAAUCCACACAGCACAAGUUUAA